Messenger RNA from Magallana angulata, 2714 nucleotides. RefSeq names its product PHD finger protein 14-like. The transcript has 23 exons. Bases 38 to 2326 code for a protein of 762 amino acids. Lineage: Eukaryota; Metazoa; Mollusca; Bivalvia; Ostreida; Ostreidae. The record is from RefSeq and is a predicted model, not a curated record. Gene Ontology annotation, biological process: regulation of transcription by RNA polymerase II.
GUGAAUUUUAAGUUACUCGUGCGUUUUACAAAGCAAGAUGGCAGACAAUACUGAAGUGGACAUGGACCCAAGUGUUGAAUUCCUAUAUAAAACAAUGCUGCAGAGAGACCCAAGAAAAAGACGAGUAAAGCCUGUACAGAAACACCUCAUUCAGGUGGACUUUGGUGGAGCUGAUGAUAGUGAUGACAGUGAUUUUGAACUUGACAAGCAUAAGAAAGGACUUGAUGAUUCUGAUGAAGAUGAUGAUAAUCAACAGUCGUCUGAUGAUGGAGAUGAUGAUGGUGGAAGUGAAGAAGAAAAUGAAGAUGAUGAAGAGUCUGAAGAAGACAUCAAAAAGAAAAAGAAGAAGGAAAGUUUUGUGGAAGAAGUCAGUGUUCAAGAGGAAUCUGAAAGUUGUUUAUCCAAAGAGGAUGCCAUGAAAACAGAGAAGACUGAUGCUGCAGUCCCGUACAUUCCGUUCAAACAUAAACCAAUCAAGGUCACAAUCUGCUGUGUUUGUUUAGGUGACAUCAGUGAAGAAGAUGAUGAAAUUGUGGAGUGUGACAAUUGUGGAGCUUCUGUACAUGAAGGUUGUUAUGGGAUCAGUGAGAACCACUCCUCCUGCAGCACCGAGUCCUCAGCUAGUACUGAGCCAUGGUUCUGUGAUGCAUGUAAGGCAGGACUCAAACCAAUUUGUGAAUUGUGCCCAAACCCUGGAGGGAUAUUCAAAGAAACAGAUGCUGGGAAGUGGGUGCACCUGGUCUGUGCACUGUACACUCCUGGGGUAGCAUUUGGUGAUGUAGAUAAGCUGAGUCCGGUCACUCUUUUUGAGAUGCCUUACUCACGCUGGGGUGCAAGGGAAUGUACUUUGUGUGAAGAUGCCCGAUUCAGUCGUACUGGAGUCUGCAUCAGCUGUGAUGCUGGCAUGUGUAGAACCUACUUUCAUGUGACGUGUGCACAAAGAGAAGGUCUACUGUCUGAGGCCGCUCCAGAAGAGUGCAUGGAUAUCGCAGAUCCAUUUUUUGCAUAUUGUAAAAUGCAUGCAGAAAAAGUGAUGUCCAGGGCCAAGAGAAGAAAUUGGCUUGCCAUUCAGUCCCACAUCAGGAAACACCCAGAGAAAAAGAUAGAGGACGAAAAAGAGAAAACAAGGUUUGAAAGAAAGUUGAAGCGACACCAAGAAAAAUACCAGCAGGCUAAACUCAAAAGACCACCAUCAUGGGUCCCCACACAGAAACUUGUCAGACACUUAACCUCGAGUCCUGCUGCUGUGAAAAAAAUGUUGAGGAAAGCUGAACUCAUGGGAGUUAUUACACAGUCACAGCAUGUUACUCAUGAAAAGCAGGAAAUCAGGAAGAAAUCUUUUAUGGUGCCAUCUUUCUCAGUGGAAUUUAUCACUCACUUUCUUGAGAGAAACUCCAAAAUUGAGAAUACGAAGACAUGCAUGAAAGACAUAAAGUCACAAAAUGAAAAAUUACAAGAACAGGAAAAGAUUCUACGAAUGAAAUAUGAUCAGUUGUACUCGGAUGUGGAAGGCUUGAGACACUGUGCCAAUGAGAAAAGAAAGACGGGGGAGAAGUUAUGGAGCAUGUUGAAUGACUUGACUGACAAGAAAUUUCCUGUUCCUGAGGAGUUUAAAGUUCGCAAGCCCUCCCCAUCCCGGGUCAUCAAUCGUAAAAACAGCGUGACUUCACCGCCGGCCGUCAUACACAAAUGUGCGCUGUGCCACAAGACAAACAGCCAGCACCAGUUGGCACACUGCGACAGCUGUAAGGAGUACUAUCACUUGGGAUGUCUGGAUCCACCCCUCACACGCAUGCCAAAAAAAACCAAGAUCAUGGGCUGGCAGUGUUCAGAAUGUACAAAGUCCAGCAGUGGUGACUCUGAAGUAGAGACCAAAGAUCUCGAUGCCCCUCGCAAACUCCGAGAGAAAAUCAAGGAGCCUACGAAAUGGUCACCUGACAUGAAGUUCAAAUUUGAAUUUGAGAAGCUAACUAAGUACAACAUGAAAACCAAGAAAAGGAAGAAAAAGAAAAAAACAGGGAAACAAGGAGAUGAGAAUGAAGAAGAAUCUAAACCAAAGAAGCCCAGAACAUCAGGGGGAUCAUCGAGUAGGAAGGGAAAAGUGGACCAUAUUCCUGAGGGUCAGACGUGUGCUGUAUGCAACCAAUCAGGCGACAGCUCGGACAUGGUCAAGUGUGAUGAAUGCAUGCUGUGUUACCAUUUUGGAUGUCUGGAUCCUCCAAUGAAGAAAACUCCAAAACAGAGGGGAUAUUCCUGGCACUGUGAGGCCUGUGACCCUUCCAACAGCUCUGAGGAAGAUGUAUCACUCCUACCUGAUGAAGCCUGACCCCCCCCAAAAGCAUCUACUUUACUCUCUGGUCAACAUCGCAGUAAGAUGAUGGGCAUUCAGUGACAAUUACUGGUAUCAUGCAGCUGAAUUGUGUCAUCCGAUAAAAGUUUAAAAUGACACAAAAACAAUGUCUUUGUGUGUUGUACAUGUAUAUACAUUGGACACUUCUGUUAAAACCCGGAAUCCGAUGUAUUUUUGUUUUUAUCUUUGAUUUGAUUUAUUUUUUUGUUUAAUACCAUGAAAUGGAUUUUAUCAAAAUCAUUAUUGAAAAAAAAAUGGUUUCAUUUUUAUACAAAUAGGCAAAGCCUAAAUAAUUAAUUUAGAGCAUUAUUUAGGCUUUCAUGAAAACCUGGUUGUACUUGUUAAAUUAAAAAUGUGAUUUAAA